AUGCGGAAAAAGAGCUCUGUAAGAGAAUCUAUCAGCGGACUUAUUCAUCUGAAAAGUGGCUCAAAUUUUUUGACAAGGGCGACCCUGAAAGAUGUUCGCUCCGAGGCAAAUGGUCAAUUCGAGUUAUCGUGGUCGAGUCGAUGGUUUAAUUGGCCUGUUGUCGAGCCGAAGCUUGCCAUUUACACCGACUGCAAAAUAAAUCGAUGCCUACGCGAAUCAAAAUUUCCGUUGUCGGAAAGCAACUUCGCGAGCGGGGAUGCAAAGUUAAUUGACCUCGGUAACAUCGAGAUCCGUGACUUGCGAUGGUCACGCCAUUGUCACUACCAAAAGGGACGAGGCACAAUUGGU
Messenger RNA from Mesorhabditis belari, 348 nucleotides. Lineage: Eukaryota; Metazoa; Nematoda; Chromadorea; Rhabditida; Rhabditidae. The record is from the annotation of a GenBank genome assembly.